AUGUCAAUGAAACUAGUAACAGCAAUCUUAGCCUAUUUUCUAGUUCGCAUCGUAGUCGGUGCAGCAGCUUCUGAUGAUGUUGGGUUCAUCUAUCAGGGAUUUCAGUCAUCAAAUCUAAGCCUGGAUGGAUUAGCCAAUGUCACCGAUAAUGGCCUCCUACGGAUAACCAACAACACCAAAUCACAAAGUGGGCAUGCCUUCUAUCCUAAUCCCAUCAACUUCAAGAGCACAUCUAAUAGUUCAGCUUUCUCCUUUUCCACCCAAUUUGUGUUUGCUAUAGUACCCGAUGUCCCUGGACUGAUUGUUUCCGGAUUGGCAUUCGUGAUUGCACCAACAAGAAACCAUAAAGGAGGGCCUAUGUCACGGUUCAAUAUUAUGGAAACUCUCGGCCUCUUUGAUAGACCCACCAACGGAAGUCAGAAUAAUCACGUUUUUGCUGUGGAGCUUGACACUUUCCAAAACCAAGAUUAUGGUGAUAUCAAUGCCAACCAUGUUGGUAUCGAUAUUAACUCUGUGAGGUCCAAGGUAUCAAGGCCAGCAAGUUACCAAGCUAAUAACAAGAUUUCAUUUGACAACUUAACUCUUAGCAGCGGUCAACCGAUGCAACUUUGGGUGGAAUACGAUGGGAUUGAUGGGAGAAUCGAUGUUACGUUAGCCCCAAUAGCGGCCGCCAAACCACAUACUCCUCUUUUGUCUUUGACAUAUGACCUUUCGCCGAUUUUAGUGCAAAACAUGUAUGUUGGCUUUUCUGCUGCCACUAGCCCAGUAGAAAGAGGAACAUCUCAUUUUAUACUUGGAUGGAGCUUUAGGAUGAAUGGUGUUGCGCAAGCUCUUGAUCUCUCUCGGCUCCCCGAGCUACCUCGGUCUGGACACAAGAAAGUAUCUAAACUUUUCACCGUGGGAUUGCCCCUGAUUUGCAUAACUUUUUCAUUAAUACUAAUAUCUGGAGUAGCUUAUUAUCUAAGGAGAAAGUGGAAGUUUGCUGAAGUGCUGGAAGAAUGGGAGCUUGCUUACGGACCUCACAGGUUCAAGUAUCAAGAUUUGUACAUUGCCACGAAUGGAUUCACAGAAAAGCAGCUGUUAGGAAAAGGCGGAUUUGGCAGGGUCUACAAAGGCGUUUUGCCAACAAACAAUCUUGAGGUUGCUGUCAAGAAGGUCUCUUAUCAUGCAAGACAGGGAAUGAGAGCAUUUGUUGCAGAAAUCGUCAGUAUUGGUCGAUUGAGUCAUAGAAAUUUAGCACCGUUGUUGGGUUAUUGCCGGCGUAAAGAAGAGUUACUCUUGGUAUACGAGUUCAUGUCCAAUAGUAGUCUGGACAGGUUUCUGUACAACCAACCAAAGUACGCUCUCAACUGGAGCCAAAGAUUUCGAGUUAUCAAAGGUGUAGCGUCAGGAUUAUUCUAUCUACACGAAGAAUGGGAGCAAGUAGUGAUCCACGGAGAUGUAAAAGCCAGUAAUGUAUUGUUAGAUGGUGAACUGAAUGGAAGAUUAGGAGAUUUCGGUCUGGCAAGGCUAUACGAUCAUGGAACUCUCCCUCAAAGCACCCAUGUAGCUGGAUCUCUUGGCUACCUUGCCCCUGAGUAUAGUAGGACAGGGAGGGCCACAACAAGCACUGAUGUAUAUGCUUUUGGGGCCUUUUUGCUGGAGGUUGCCUGUGGAAGAAGGCCAAUAGAACCCCGAGCAGAACCAGAAGAGAAUAUCAUUUUGAUUGAUUGGGUAUUUUCGUGCUGGAAAGCAGGUUGUAUACUCCAGGCAGUUGAUCAUAAUUUGGGUAAUGAGUAUGUGAAAGAAGAAGCGGAAUUGGUGUUGAAACUGGGCUUGUUAUGCUCUCAUUCAGAACCAAAGAUUAGGCCAAGUAUGAGACAAGUUCUGUUGUACUUGGAGGGAUCAGUUGCCUUACCAGUACGGGGCUUUUCUGCUGUUGAUCUUGGCUUCGCCCAUCCUGCUGUUGGAGCUUCCACAGACAAUUGUUUCUCACAUUCUGUAGUAGACUCUGUUCUCUCUGGCAGUCGGUAACUUUACUAAAUUUAGGAAAAUAAAAGUGCUUAUUUUGUUGAGUGCAUUUUUAUUAUCUUUCUACCCACG
This is a messenger RNA of Coffea eugenioides, 2082 nucleotides long. Its product is annotated as L-type lectin-domain containing receptor kinase IV.1-like. Gene Ontology annotation, biological process: protein phosphorylation. The record is from RefSeq and is a predicted model, not a curated record. Gene Ontology annotation, molecular function: protein kinase activity; carbohydrate binding; ATP binding. Gene Ontology annotation, cellular component: plasma membrane. The coding region runs from base 1 to 2013 and encodes 670 amino acids. The transcript has a single exon. NCBI's taxonomy places the organism in Eukaryota, Viridiplantae, Streptophyta, Magnoliopsida, Gentianales, Rubiaceae.